Messenger RNA from Gossypium raimondii (Peruvian cotton), 2087 nucleotides. RefSeq names its product auxin transporter-like protein 5. The record is from RefSeq and is a predicted model, not a curated record. Lineage: Eukaryota; Viridiplantae; Streptophyta; Magnoliopsida; Malvales; Malvaceae. Gene Ontology annotation, cellular component: plasma membrane. The transcript has 8 exons. The coding region runs from base 244 to 1725 and encodes 493 amino acids.
AAAAUACCUUUCAAGCAAAGCUGUUUUUUUUUUCAUCCUUCGAGAAGCCCUCCCCGCUUAAUGUCUUGAAGUGUAUGUAUAUAUAUUCCCACUAUAUCUAUACUAUUUUCUUCACCACCUUCGCUUGAGUUAUCUAUCGAUCCUUUUCUUGCAUUGAAACAACACUACCCUUAUUAUCAUUAGAGGAAAAGCUGUAGGGGAAAUAAAACAGAAGUGGAACAGUGUGAGGAAGGGAGAGAGAUAAUGGCAAGUAGUGAUAAGGUGGUGGAGACUGUGAUUGUUGGGAAUUAUGUGGAGAUGGAAACUGAAGGAAAGCCUAAAGGCAUGAAAAGCAAGAUUCCUAAUCUCUUUUGGCAUGGUGGGUCUGUUUAUGAUGCUUGGUUUAGCUGUGCUUCUAAUCAGGUAGCUCAAGUGUUGCUUACAUUGCCGUACUCAUUUUCUCAACUGGGGCUGCUUUCUGGAAUUCUCUUUCAGCUGUUCUAUGGUUUGAUGGGUAGCUGGACAGCUUAUCUGAUCAGCAUACUCUAUGUAGAAUAUAGAACAAGGAAAGAAAGAGAGAAAGUUGAUUUCAGGAACCAUGUCAUUCAGUGGUUUGAGGUUCUUGAUGGGCUCCUUGGGAAACACUGGAGGAACGUGGGUUUGGCAUUUAACUGCACUUUUCUUCUGUUUGGAUCUGUCAUUCAACUCAUUGCUUGUGCAAGUAACAUAUAUUACAUAAAUGAUAAUCUGGACAAGAGGACUUGGACAUACAUCUUUGGGGCUUGUUGUGCAACUACUGUCUUUAUUCCUUCAUUUCAUAAUUACAGAAUCUGGUCUUUUCUUGGCCUUAUAAUGACCACCUACACUGCAUGGUAUCUCACCAUUGCUUCCCUCCUCCAUGGCCAGGUUGAGGGAGUUAAACAUUCUGGUCCUACCAAGCUGGUGUUAUAUUUCACAGGUGCCACCAACAUUCUGUAUACAUUCGGGGGACAUGCUGUUACUGUGGAAAUCAUGCACGCAAUGUGGAAGCCUCAAAAGUUCAAGGCCAUAUACCUGAUAGCAACACUGUAUGUGCUGACACUGACACUUCCCGUGGCUGCUGCUGUAUAUUGGGCAUUCGGAGACAUGCUUCUCGAUCACUCAAAUGCCUUUUCUCUUCUCCCAAGAACUCCCUUCAGAGAUAUGGCUGUCAUUUUAAUGCUCAUCCACCAGUUCAUAACAUUUGGAUUUGCAUGCACGCCACUGUACUUUGUGUGGGAGAAAGCAAUUGGGAUGCAUGAGUGCAAGAGCCUGUGCAAGCGAGCGGCAGCAAGAUUGCCAGUGGUGGUUCCCAUUUGGUUUUUGGCCAUUAUUUUCCCAUUCUUUGGACCAAUAAACUCCACCGUGGGAUCCCUCCUUGUUAGCUUCACUGUCUACGUAAUUCCAGCACUGGCUCACAUUUUCACCUUCAGAUCAGCCACUGCUCGAGAGAAUGCAGUGGAGCAACCAUCCAAGUACUUUGGAAGAUGGGUUGGGACAUAUACCAUAAACGUGUUUGUUGUGGUGUGGGUUCUAAUUGUUGGGUUUGGAUUUGGUGGAUGGGCGAGCAUGACAAAUUUCAUACACCAGAUUGACACAUUUGGGCUCUUCACAAAGUGUUACCAAUGUCCACCACCAGCAUCGGCAGUCUCACCACCACCCCACGGCCUUAAUGCCACCACCGCUGCUCCGCUACACCACCCUUUCAACCACACUCAUAGCCCCUGAAUUGCUCAAACUAUAGUGGAGGUUCCCUCCUCAUGGCUUAACUAAAAUGCAACCAUGAAUAUGUCAUCGUGUCAUUAGCAGCACACGCUGGUUCAUCUUUGCUACUUUUAGACUGUAAACAGAGAAGAUAAUACACACAGAAUGGUCAUCCAAUUUGAGUCUUUCUCUGUCGUUUUUAUUUAGCUUAGAGAGUCUGUAAUGCAUUUCCAGAAAACGAAAAAAAGGGAAAGAAACAAAGUUUGUAUCAAAAAUUGAAGAUCCUACGUUGUAGCUAUGGUUCAGUCUUUGAUAAUGUACGAGUUGUUCUCUUGCCCCUGCCCUUCACAAUAAUGUCAAGCUUUCCCUUGGUUUUUUUAGUUCAA